Salvia hispanica is the source of this 580-nucleotide messenger RNA. The record is from RefSeq and is a predicted model, not a curated record. Lineage: Eukaryota; Viridiplantae; Streptophyta; Magnoliopsida; Lamiales; Lamiaceae.
AAUCAUUCAUCAUUCUGAAAUUAAUUGACACGUUAUAACUAUAUUAGAACUCUAAUCACUAUAUAAUUAUAAGUUGCAAGACUAUAUAGCAUCGACUUAUUCAUGCUUCUUUUAAAGCUGCAGCGUCGCAAUAUCAUGUCUCUUGUUAGCCGGAAAGUGGAUGAGAUUUCAGUCAAAGCAACGGGCGGCAGAGGCCGUGUCCGCCCCCACACCACCGUAGCUUCCGUGGAGUCCUUGGCCAUACCUCUCGUUGAAGAAGUAGUAUUCAUGGCCGAUUUUCGGUGUUCACGGUGCCGGCAAAGAGUGGCUGAGAUUAUAAACAAGAUGAAUGGAGAGACUCAAUCUUUGGUGAUCAGUGUCGUUGAGAAGACUGUGACACUAACUCUUUCACAUUCAAAGCGCAGAUAACAAUAUAGCAAUAUAAUUUUCUGUAUUUAAUUUCAUUCAAUUAAAUUAUUCUCUUGUUGUCUAGCCUUGUGUUUAUUCCAUUUCAGUUGUAAAUUAAGUGUACUGUCUAUUUUUGUUAUGUAUAUAUAUGUAUGAAGAAUGAUUAUUUAUAGAUUGAUUACAAUUUUUCCAA